UUAUCUAGUUUACUCUUGGGCUGGUUGUUCAAAGCCAGAUUGGACUCGUCAUCGUGAAUCAGAUACAAGUUUGUCAUGAAAACUAACUCUGAGUUGUCUGUGCUUUAAUUUGGAGCACAUAUGACAAUGUAGGCUACUAGCUGUGUAAAUAACAACAGAACUUCCAAUGAGGGGACAAUUUAGCUGUUUUUAUUUAUAGGGACAGAAAACAGUACAAUAAAAGAACACAAACAUCCACUUUAAUUUUAACAGAACAGUGAAUAUAAACUAACAUACACUAUUCACAAGCACACUGGAUAUUCUGAACAUGUUUUCUCAAGCAGAGAAAGGAUAAAUGUCCAACAGAAAACAGGCUUGUUUGUUGGGAGUCCACACGCACAAUGACACAAUCACGUAUAACGCAAUAUUGUGAUGAUUGUGUCACAUCCAGUCUAUGUUGUGUCAUUGCAAAUAUACAGUGAUUAAUGACAAAAUUAAAUACAUUGUUUUUGUUUGACAUUGACAGUUGUUUGGGGGAGUAUUUCUAUGGGGACAAAAUUAUCUUAUAAUAAUUUUUAUCUCUACUGACUUGUAUUUACUGGUAGGCUUAAUAGGCUUCCUAAUGUCUACCUGAACAGUAAAAACAAAUCAAGUGCAAAAUAUAGAUAAAUGUGUAUGCACUUCAUGAUACAAAUGUUGAAUUACUUUUGCAUUUUUUUAAAUUUAUUACAUUUUCUUUUUAAAAUCUGCUCUGAAUUCAGCCUUCUGCUGGGAUCAGGAUAAACCUGAUUGUUUUGAAUCACAAGUAUCCCAAAUCUACAAAACAGUAACAAAGCAAUCUCAGAUUUUUUUUAAACAACCCUUUAGUAAGUGUCAAACAACUGUAUUGCUCAUUCUGUUGGUUAUAUGCGGAAAUAUAAGCUAAAUUCCAACUUUUUAAGUGUAGAGAACUUGUUUUGGUCAUAUAUUACAUCCAUUUUCAACUGAUCAAAACUCGUUGAAUGACUUAUCAAACGUUGCUAUAUUACUGCACUUAAUUGGUCAAACAGGUCUUAGGUGGAGUGGAGCUGCCACACCUGAGCAGGUUGAGUGGAGAGAAGAAAUGGCAGGCAAACAACUCCACCCCCUCUCCACUCCUGUCCCGUUCCGUUGAGAAAUCUACUGAGAUUGUCAUCGGCGAGCUUCAUCCAACGACUGCUCCUCCGCUCCGAAAUCUGACCGAAAAAGAACGACAUUAAAACUCAGGAAGAGAGGACAGACUGUGAACAAACCUCGUCAUGAACUGGGCAUUCCUCCAGGGCCUCCUCAGCGGGGUGAACAAGUACUCCACAGCCUUUGGCAGAGUAUGGCUCUCUAUUGUGUUCCUCUUCAGGGUCAUGGUGUUUGUGGUGGCAGCGGAGAAGGUAUGGGGAGACGAACAGAAAGACUUCAAAUGCAACACGGCUCAACCUGGGUGCCACAACGUCUGCUAUGACCACUUCUUCCCAGUCUCCCAUGUGCGGCUCUGGGCCUUGCAGCUCAUCUUCGUCACCUGCCCCUCACUGCUGGUGGUGAUGCAUGUAGCCUACAGGGAGGACCGUGAACGGAAAAACAAGCUCAAGUAUGGCGAGAACUGCCGCCGUCUCUACCAAAACACUGGCAAGAAGCGAGGAGGCCUGUGGUGGACGUACGUCCUCACUCUGGUCUUUAAAAUAGGCGUGGAUGCCACCUUUGUCUACCUGCUGUACCACAUCUAUGAGGGCUAUGACUUCCCAUCGCUCGUCAAGUGCGAGCAGAAGCCGUGUCCCAACAAGGUGGACUGCUUCAUCGCUCGGCCUACUGAGAAGAGGAUCUUCACGAUCUUCAUGGUGGUCACCAGCUUGGCCUGCAUCCUCCUCUCCAUUGAAAUUCUCUACCUGGUCGGCAAACGCUGCCGCGAAUGUUUCACUGCAGUCCAUCACUCUCGCCACAUCGACACCAACACAAUGUCCAGUGGGAGCAACCUGAUGGAGUCCAACACUAUGAAGCUGGCAGGCAAAAACACCCCGGAAACACCUGCACCCUCAUACAGUGUUGCCAUAUCUUGAGAUACUGAGAAUUUAAGUAAGAACUUAAUAACAAACAAAGGUAUGAGGAAAGGAAAGAUGUCUCUCCUCACUCCACAGACGCUUCCUUAAAGACUUGUAAGCAGAAAAAUAUCUACUCAGAGACUGAACUAAGGAGUUAGUUCCUUAAUGUUUAAGAAUUUAAAGCCCUGGACUACAGGAUACAUGUGUCAUUGAUCAGGAAUGUGUGCACUGUUGUGUUUUUUUUAUAACAGAGAUUUACAGAUGAAGUUCUUUACAAACAUUAAAGACAAGUUUGCUGCUGCAGUGCCAGAUUCAGCCUUGAUUUCAACUACAUGAGUCACUCCGUGGUUUAGAGUGUAUGGUUUUACGAACACGUGGUUUUCUGUGUAAGAUUUUCCCUCUGCUCAAGCCCAGCCUCAGAAUGUUUACUUCAGACCGUACUGAGUCUUUUCCCAUCACUCAGAUGUUCAUAUUGGACUCUCUGUGAGCUUUGUACUUUUUAUAAUUUAUCAAAAGGUUUAAGAGGUUGUGCUGUUGUGUAUGUUACUGUCCUUAUUUGUUAAACUACUUUCUGCAUAUCGGCAGUAGAGUGCAAAGAAAUGCAGUUUUGCAAACACAGUUGUUAAUAAUAUGAGGAUGUGCACAGCACUGAGGUGCAACAUGGUUGUAUAUUUGUUAAUAUUUUUCAUUAAAGAUCGUUAUUUUUA
Acanthochromis polyacanthus (spiny chromis) is the source of this 2734-nucleotide messenger RNA. RefSeq names its product gap junction beta-4 protein-like. Lineage: Eukaryota; Metazoa; Chordata; Actinopteri; Pomacentridae. The record is from RefSeq and is a predicted model, not a curated record. Gene Ontology annotation, cellular component: connexin complex. Gene Ontology annotation, biological process: cell communication.